CACUUGCCCCAUCAAGUCGUAGCACGGUCCUGCCUCGUUUCUCCACAGUCCUGCCGAGCCAUCCAAACACUACCACAGAAAGGGGCUGAGCACAACAUCCAACCGCAACAAUGAACGGUACAGAGGGAGAUAUGUUCUACGUGCCUAUGUCCAAUGCCACCGGCAUUGUUAGGAGCCCGUACGACUAUCCUCAGUACUACCUGGUGGCGCCAUGGGCAUACGCCUGCCUGGCCGCGUACAUGUUCUUCCUGAUUAUCACUGGCUUCCCCGUCAACUUCCUCACUCUGUACGUCACCAUCGAGCACAAGAAGCUGCGUACACCUCUCAACUACAUUCUGCUGAACCUCGCCAUUUCCGACCUCUUCAUGGUGUUCGGUGGCUUCACCACAACGAUGUACACCUCGUUGCAUGGCUACUUUGUUUUUGGACGCGUCGGCUGCAACCUCGAAGGCUUCUUUGCAACCCUGGGUGGUGAAAUGGGCCUUUGGUCCCUGGUGGUGUUGGCCUUUGAGAGGUGGAUGGUCGUCUGUAAGCCCGUGAGCAACUUCCGCUUCGGAGAGAACCACGCCAUCAUGGGUGUUGUCUUCACCUGGUUCAUGGCCUGCACCUGUGCCGUGCCUCCCCUGGUUGGCUGGUCCCGUUACAUCCCCGAGGGCAUGCAGUGCUCAUGUGGAGUCGACUAUUACACUCGUGCCCCAGGCUACAACAACGAGUCCUUUGUCAUCUACAUGUUCAUUGUCCACUUCAUUAUUCCGCUCAUCGUCAUAUUCUUCUGCUAUGGUCGUCUCGUCUGCACCGUCAAAGAAGCCGCUGCCCAGCAGCAGGAGUCCGAGACCACCCAGAGGGCCGAGCGCGAGGUCACCCGCAUGGUCGUCAUCAUGGUCAUCGGCUUCUUGAUUUGCUGGAUCCCCUAUGCCAGUGUGGCCUGGUAUAUCUUCACCCACCAGGGAAGCGAAUUUGGACCUGUCUUCAUGACACUGCCAGCCUUCUUUGCCAAGACCGCUGCUGUCUACAACCCAUGCAUCUACAUCUGCAUGAACAAGCAGUUCCGUCACUGCAUGAUCACCACCUUGUGCUGCGGCAAGAACCCCUUCGAGGAGGAAGAGGGCGCCUCCACUACUGCAUCCAAAACAGAGGCUUCGUCCGUGUCUUCCAGCUCUGUGUCCCCUGCGUAAACACUCGUCCAUGACACACGAUAAGCAGCUACGUACACUGGGCUUCAACUACAACCAACGACACAGACACCACAAAGUGUUCAGCCCAGGGAAACGAGCGGCCGCUACCACUUGCAGAAUUUUUUUUUUUCCGUCAAUUUUCCUUUUUGUAUUUUCACAAAACCAAAUUGAUUCAACCAAAAGACAGUUUUGAGAGAGGACAGACCAUGUCCCAGUUUCAGUACAUCCAGCGAGUCCAGCGUAAUGGUGCAUAAGAUUCUUUUUUGUUUUUUUUUGCUUUUUAUUUUUUCUUCCUAAAAUGCAGCAAAAGGAAAAAUAUCUUAACUCAAUUACUGUUGGACUCCUUAUACUGGCUUUGUUGUGAUUGUAGAGGCAUGUAUUCAAGGCAACGUAACAAUAAAAAGCACUUUGCAAAUUAAA
Carassius auratus (goldfish) is the source of this 1595-nucleotide messenger RNA. It is a transcript of the gene rho, whose product is annotated as rhodopsin. Gene Ontology annotation, cellular component: membrane. Gene Ontology annotation, molecular function: G protein-coupled receptor activity. Bases 111 to 1175 code for a protein of 354 amino acids. The record is from RefSeq and is a predicted model, not a curated record. NCBI's taxonomy places the organism in Eukaryota, Metazoa, Chordata, Actinopteri, Cypriniformes, Cyprinidae. The transcript has a single exon. Gene Ontology annotation, biological process: phototransduction; G protein-coupled receptor signaling pathway; visual perception.